This is a messenger RNA of Durio zibethinus, 730 nucleotides long. The record is from RefSeq and is a predicted model, not a curated record. Lineage: Eukaryota; Viridiplantae; Streptophyta; Magnoliopsida; Malvales; Malvaceae.
UUUAGUGCAGGCGGGUAAGGUCAGCACAAAUCUUUUCAUUUGCAUUUUCCUAGAAAAAAGCUAACAAACAAACCUAAGCCACCCUGGCUUCUGUAUCUCCGCACAAAGGUAACAUUCCUUUUUCGAUCUUCACAUUUUUUUUCUUUAUUUGCUACACUAGAUCAGUUAAAUUUCCCAGUCUUUGUGAGUAUUUUUUAUUAGAUUUUAUCAUCAUCAUGAAAAAAACUUGUUUUCCCAUGUUUUCUUGCAUUUUUAUCGAUGACGUUAUUCCUUGUGCUGUAAACAAACGAAGAGGGCAACCUUGGCAUUGAGGGUGCUAAAGAAAUUACCCUAAUAUGGCUGAUGAGGGGCCAGUGGAUCAAAAGAAAUAUCUUGAGGAUAUUUGCAAAUCCGAUUGUGCAAAGCCUAUGCAUGAUUAUGCGGAAUGUAUGAAGAGGAUUUCAGGUGAUGAUACAGGAAUCAAGCACUGCACUGGACAAUACUUUGACUACAUGGCUUGUGUUGAUAAAUGCGUUGCCCCAAAGCUAUUUGCAAAGCUGAAAUAACUGGGAGCUCGCUACUUAUAUUAAGGAUGCCUUUUCUCCAAUUUGUUCUUCACAUGCCCUUAUAUUUAAUAAUUUUAGCCUAAUCUUUAUUUGGUUAAAUUUGUAGCAGCAUUGGUUGUAAUUCUUCCGCUUUGAGAAUCUUCUCCUUUAAAAGUUUUUUUCCAAUAAGAAUAAAAGAUCUUUCC